Molecule: messenger RNA, 4028 nt
Organism: Podarcis raffonei (Aeolian wall lizard)
Lineage: Eukaryota; Metazoa; Chordata; Lepidosauria; Squamata; Lacertidae
Gene: PRPH
Product: peripherin
Exons: 9
Coding region: 320-1735 (471 amino acids)
Cellular component (GO): axon; type III intermediate filament; plasma membrane
Source: RefSeq, a predicted model, not a curated record
AGCAGGGCGCCUGGGAUCCCACUCACCCUCCCCUCCUGCCCGCCGGAGCAUCUUUGCAGAGCAGCCUGGGCGGGGUGGUUCCCUUUCCCAGACGACGGGGCUGCAAUGCGGGGCUCUGGGCCGCGUCCAAGAGAGGAGGAGCCUCUUCCUCCUGCUGCUGCUGCCCUCCUCCCCCCUCCAGUUCGCGACUUGGGGGCCUAUAAAGCGGCAUCUCCGAAGGCGGCGCCUUCUUCCCCCGUCGAGAACUUCGCGGCUCCGUCCCAGCCUCGACGCCGCCUCUUCUCCUUCUCCAUCUCUCUCUGGGCACAGCCGCUGCGCCAUGAGCCACCAUCACCACUCCGGCGCCAUCCGCGCCACCUCGUACCGCCGCACUUUCGGGCCGCCGCCCAUGCUGUCCCCGCUGUCGUACUCCUCGUCCCGCCUGGCCUCGUCCUCUUCGGCCACGCGGCUGCUGAGCACACCCUCGACGGCGGCAUCCAUGCGCUCCUACCGGGCCAGUGGCGGCGGCGGCGCGGUGACCUUCCGAUCCUCCAGCGCGCCGGCUCCGCGCUACUCCUACGGGGCGGCCGAGAAGCUGGACUUCUCGGUAGCCGAGGCGCUGAACCAGGAGUUCCUGGCCACGCGGAGCAACGAGAAGCAGGAGCUGCAGGAGCUCAACGACCGCUUCGCCAGCUUCAUCGAGAAAGUGCGCUACCUGGAGACGCAGAACGCGGCGCUGCUGGCCGAGCUGGGCCACGCGCGCUCCAAGGAGCCCACGCGCGCCGCCGACCUCUUCCAAGACGAGCUCCGCGAGCUGCGCAGGCAGGUGGACGCGCUGGGCAAGGAUCGCGACCGCCUGCAGGUCGAGAGGGACAACAUGGCCGAGGAUCUGGCCGCCCUCAAGCAGAGGCUGGAUGAGGAGAUGCACAAGCGCGAAGAUGCUGAAGGGAACCUGGUUUUGUUCCGCAAGGAUGUGGACGAUGCCACCCUCUCGCGCCUGGAGCUGGAGCGCAAGAUUGAAUCCCUCAUGGAUGAAAUUGAAUUCCUCAAGAAACUACAUGAAGAGGAGCUGAACGACAUGCAGGUGAGCAUGCACAGCCAGCAGCAGGUGCAAGUGGAGGUGGAGCAGGCCAAGCCGGACCUGACAGCUGCCUUGCGGGACAUCCGCACCCAGUAUGAGAGCAUCGCGGUCAAGAACCUGCAGGAGGCCGAGGAGUGGUACAAAUCCAAGUUUGCUGACCUGUCGGACGCAGCCAACCGGAACCACGAAGCGCUUCGCCAGGCCAAGCAGGAGAUGAACGAAUCCCGGCGCCAGAUCCAGAGCCUCACCUGUGAAGUGGAUGGACUCAAAGGAACGAACGAAGCUUUGCUGAGGCAGAUGCGAGACCUGGAGGACCAAUACGGGGUGGAGAUGGGCUCGUACCAGGACACGGUGGCCCGGCUAGAGCAGGAGAUUCAGCACAUGAAGGAAGAGAUGGCACGGCACUUGCGGGAGUACCAGGACCUCCUGAACGUCAAGAUGGCCCUCGACAUUGAGAUUGCCACCUACCGCAAGCUGCUGGAGGGGGAGGAGAGCAGGAUUGCAGUACCGGUUCAGUCCAUGGCCUCCUUCGGCUUCAAAACGACAGUUUCAGAGCCAGAGCCAACGGUGGAGAGCCACUCUAGGAAGACAGUGCUGAUCAAAACCAUUGAGACCCGGGAUGGAGAGGUGGUGACUGAAUCGAGGAAAGAGCAGAGAGCUGAGAUAGAGAAGUGAUUUGGGGAGCCCCAGGCACCUCCUCCUCCCCUUCCCCCACCCCCAAUGCCGUGGAGACGGGCACUCAGCUAUCCAAUGUGCAGAAGUCCCAACAGCAGACCCCCCCCCAAAAGCCGCACUGGCCUUAUUUAUGAUGAUGGUGAAUGAUACCUCUGACCUCCGUCCGCCUUCCCCCACUGUACCAGGCUUCCCCAGCCAGCCCUGCUUCUUCAAUGUGCACUUCUAGCCUUCCUGGGGGGCAGCCUGGUUGCGACCCCAGCAAUAACCUCACACGGGCUGGAGAGCGGGGAGUUUCUCCAUCCCCGCUUUCCUCUUCCAGCUGCCUCCUACCUCUCUUAACCACGCAGUCUCUCGCCUUGCCCGUUCCAGCCAGUGUUGUCGUGAAAGAAGAGGAGUGUUGCCUUUCUACAGGGCGUCGGGCGUUAAUCCAUGAAAGCCCAGGCUAGGCUGGCACAGAUCUGCCAGUUGUGUGUAGAGCCUAACCCUGGUGGCGAUUGCGAGAUCAAGUCCAUAGAGCAGGCACCCCCAAACUCGGCCCUCCAGAUGUUUUGGGACUACAAUUCCCAUCAUCCCUGACCACUGGUCCUGUUAGCUAGGGAUGAUGGGGGUUGUAGUCCCAAAACAGCUGGAGGGCCGAGUUUGGGGGGUGCCUGCCAUUCAUGGCUUUGCAGCUGGUAAGCUUUUCACAUCUGGCAAGUCAAGUCAGCCUAGAAACACCAAAGAGGACCAACAGUUUGGUCGCAGUCCGUUGUUUACUGGCCACCCCUGAUGGCCUUGAUACUGAUUCUGCAUACCGGCCACUGAGGCCAAAACCACCGCUUUCAGGGAUUCUCACAAAUGAGAAUCUCCUUAAUCAAGAAUGUAAGUGUGAGCUGGUGUAGCAUAUUGGCUAAGAAAGUGAGCUAUGUUAAUGGAGCAGUCCCCAGUUCAAAUCCCACCUCUGCCAUGAACUCGAUAGGUAGCCUUAGGCAAAGUUGUUCUCUCUAAGCCUCAGUGUUUUCCCUCCCUAUCUGCAGUAUGGGCAGAUGACACUACUGACUAAGCACAUCACGUGAAUUAUCUCAUUGGAAUUCUUACAGCAGCCCUCUAAGUCAAGAAUUACAAUGAGCUAAUUCAGGUGAUAUGCUUAGAGCAUCUGAAAGCACUAUACAAAUUCUAUUUAUCAUUAUUUUGUCCCCCAAAUCUUCAGAAGUGUACCCAAGCUAGAAAACUGAAUUACAUUUUUUUUAAAGAAAUCAAAUUUUGCAGGAGGCUCUUUAAAAAAGCUUUCCCCCCACCCUGGCUUUUAUGGGGUUUCGUUUAUCAUAAGGGUCCUAGUGACAAUCUUAACAGGCAAUCCUCUGUUUACUCAGAAGUAAAUCCCACAGCCUUAAAGCGAUAUUUCCUUGUCUCUUCUUUAGAGGCAAUCCAUAGGGUUAAAUUAAAUCAAUUUUCUCCAAUCAGACAAAAUGUGGUCCUUGAGAAAGACAACUUUUCAAAGGAUGAACUUACGGGCUGAUUUGCGUCCUCCCGCCACCCCCAGCCAUUUGACUUUUUCAGCCCCAUCCAGCAGGGCAAAGGAUUGUGGGAGUUGUAGUCCAACAGCAUUAGGCAGGCCAUAGCUACAAUAGCAAUCCCCUAGGGUGACCUCCCACACAGUCAUGCUCUCCUUCGCUUCCUUUCUUAUCUUCUUGUGCAACCCCCUGCAUGCACUUUCUGCAACUUCCACAAGGGAUGGUUCUGCUCUUAUCAGGCAAGAACACAGCUGGACUUCCCCAUCAUCUGUAUCGCAUACAGGUUAGUCCUAUAGGCGUGAAGAAGGCAGCUGAACAAAGAGUCCCUGGAAUACAGGGAAACACCUAGGCAUGGCUUUUUAGUACAAUCUGAGCUAACACGGUUAAAAUAACUAGUUGCACCUCGGAAGUCGAACGGAAUCCGUUCCGGAAGUCCAUUCGAUGUUUGGAAACCAAGGCGUGGCUUCCGAUUGGCUGCAGGAAACUCCUGCAGCCAAUCGGAAGCCGCAUUGGACAUUCGGGUUCCAAAGAACGUUCACAAACCGGAACACCCACUUCUGGGUUUGUGGCGUUCGGAAGCCAAAACGUUUGAGUUGCAAGGCAUUCGUCAACCAAGGUAUGCCUGUAAUAUCUAAUAAACGGGGAAAACACACACACACAUAUCCAUCCAUCCAUCACAAUUCCUUGACAUGAAUAAGUUUUGAUUAGGUAAUGCUAAUCCAUAGGUGUCUGUGGGAAUGGAGCAAAGCGGAAUUGCUGCCACCCCGAACAAUAAUUCUGAUUCCCAGCUUUCUUUCUUU